CCUGCUGCGUGGGUGCGUGUGUGUGGGUAAUGUGUGCUAUGUGCGCCACAUAUAAAUGGCCUGAAAGAUGACACACAAGUCAGAGCAGAAGACAGACUCAGAGAACUACAGACAGCACUUAGUUCUAGAACUACUGCACUUAGUUCUUCCUUCUGUGUUCUGAAUCUCACACAUUAGGGGGUCUAGGCCCUUUUGGUUUCAAACUCGUAUCUACCUCGAUAGACCCAAGUAAUCAAUCAUGAGUGCGGACAAGGCACAGGUGGAGAACCUGCCUAUGUUCCAAGCGGGUCCUUCUCCGUCCCACCACGCUCCCUCAGGACAGGACUUUACCAACUUCGCGGCCAUCUUGAGUCGUAACGAGCGGAUUAAAGACGCCAAGCGCCUGAAGACGUUCGUGGAGCUGCGGGAUAAGUACGUGAGCAGGAAGGUGCUGUUUGAGGACCCGCUGUUCCCCGCCAGCAACACCUCGCUCUUCAAGACGCGCAAGGCGCCCCCUAACGUGGUCUGGAAGAGGCCCAGGGAGCUGUGUGACAAUCCCCAGUUCAUCAUUGGAGGAGCAGACAGAACCGACAUCUGCCAGGGCGACCUCGGUGACUGUUGGCUGCUUGCGGCCAUUGCUUGUCUGACCCUCAAUGAGAAGUUGCUGUACAGGGUUGUGCCCAAAGAUCAGAGCUUCACUGAGAACUAUGCUGGCAUCUUCCACUUUCAGUUUUGGCGGUAUGGAGAAUGGGUGGAUGUCGUGAUUGAUGACCGAAUCCCAACGAUGAACAACAAGCCGAUGUACACCACAUCCGGCAAGAAGAACGAGUUCUGGAGUGCUCUUCUGGAGAAGGCCUACGCCAAGCUGCAUGGCUCCUAUGAGGCUCUGCGGGGCGGUAACACCCUGGAGGCCAUGGAGGAUUUCACGGGGGGCGUGACCGAGUACUUCCUGGUCCGAGAGCACCAGAAGGAGCUGUUCCAGAUCAUGAAGAAGGCCAUGCAGAGGGGAUCACUCAUGUGCUGCGGCAUCGAGGAGUUCGUACCACAGAAUCGUGUUGUCAGAACGCCAGAGGGUCUGGUGAAAGGGCACGCAUACUCCGUAACGGGUGUUGAACAGGGCGGUCCGGACGGCGUGAAGAUCCGCUUGAUGCGCCUGAGAGACCCGUGGGGGGUGUCUCCUCUGCCCACCAUCAAGGCCUCGGACUGGACCUCCCUCGCCCAAUCAGACGAGGAGAAGAAGAGGCUGCAGCCCGUGGAGGAGCUUGGGGAGUUCUGGUUGUCCUAUGAGCACUUCCAGGCCAACUUCACCAGGGUGGAGAUCUGCAACCUGACCCCCGACACCCUGAAGGACAGCCGCAUGUCCAACUGGACCGUCACAGUACACGAGGGACGCUGGGUCAAGGGCAGCUCUGCUGGAGGAUGCAGGAACUUCUCAGACACCUUCUGGACUAACCCGCAGUACCGCAUCAAGCUGUCGGAGGUGGACGAUGAGCCGCACAACGGGGAGAAGACCUGCACCGCCGUAGUGGCCCUAAUGCAGAGGGAGAGGCGCAAGGAGAGCUACAUGGGGCCCGCCAUACACCCCAUAGGGUUCUUCAUAUAUGAGGUGCCAAAGAAGUUCCAUGGCAGUACCACUCCGCUCUCCAAGUCCUUCUUCCAGUCGACAGCCUCGGUGGCGAAGAGCAAGUCCUACGUGAACCUGCGCGAGGUGACGGAGCGCAUACAGCUGAAGCCCGGCGAGUACGUCAUCGUGCCCUCGACCUUUGACCCCAACUUGGAGUCCGACUUCAUCCUCAGGAUCUUCACGGAGAAGAAGAGCACCUCACAGGUGAUGGAGGAACCUGUUAAAGAAGAGAGGCAACAACAGGAACCAAGGAAGCUGAAGCUUGAUCAGCACCCAGAGGAGAGUGAGGAGGACAAACACUUCAGACACUUCUACAAGCAGAUCGCUGGACAGAACAUGGAGAUCGGUGCUCAUGAGCUGAAAAUCGUAUUAAAUGACGCCGUGUCCAAGUACAUUGACCCGAAGGAGGCGGUGUUUGGCCUGGACAGCUGCAGGAGUAUGCUCGCUCUCAUGGACAUAGACGGCAGCGGCCAGCUCAGCCUGGACGAGUUCAAACUGCUGUGGAAGAAGAUCAAGCAGUGGCAGAUGAUCUUCAAGCGCUACGACCUGGACAAGUCUGGCACCAUCAGGAGCUACGAGAUGAGGAGCGCUGUGCAAGACGCAGGAUUCCGUCUGAAUAAUGAGCUGUUCAACAUCAUCGCCAUGCGCUACGCUAACCAGCAUCUGGAGAUGGACUUCGACAGCUUCAUCAGCUGCAUGGUCCGCCUGGAGGGGAUGUUCAGGGCAUUCCAAGCCUUUGACACAGACAAGGAUGGUGUUAUAAAGCUGAAUGUUGUGCAGUGGCUGCAGCUGACGUUGUAUGCUUAAAGGCCAAAAGGGGGCGACGUGGUAGACAAAACUCAUCCCACCUCACUGGAAAUGCUCAACAUGAUGCACUGGCUUCAAUAUGCAAGAUGAUGAUUAUGGAUCUAGCAAGCCGAUGGGGAGAUUUGUCUGAACUAUGCCACCACGUGACAUGAAGCUACCGCCCAUUCUGUAUCUACCCCCCCCAUACUGUAUCUGUCUGGAGCAUCACAAACGUGCUCAUUACCCUUGUUUACAUUACCUUUAACUAGGGGGUAUACUAAGAAAAUGGUUCAGUAGUUAACCAGGUUAGCUUUGUGGGUAAAUCAUGCAAUAGAAGAGCCUAGUCAUAGAGGUAGAAAAUAACACUAGAGAGGACCCCGCCCCCCUUUUUACGGCAAACUGUAGCGGCCAUUAUCUGUAGGUAGAUCAGAGAAAUGGAAAUUAAUGGAGAACGAGGCUCACCUCUGUCAAAAAUGGCUUAAUCAUGUGAAAAUGUCCAUCAACACACUAUACAAGGACAAUAGUUGAAGUGUGUUGCUAACUAUGUUCAUAAAAGAUAUUAUUUGAUUUUUAAAUGUAUUUUAUCGACCCAUAUGAUUUAAGUAGAUAUUUAGCCUGACAUUUCAAAUCUGGUCUUUGAUUAAAGUGUUACUUCAUAUUUACACAGUUUUAGUUAAUUUCUUGACAGGGGUGGGCGUGUUCUCCAUUGACUUGCAUUGCCUGAAAGUACCUACACUACCUACGGAAGUUGGGAAGCUCCAGCUGCCAUUUCCCAGCGCUGUCGCAAAUUGCUGUGUCCUCUCUAGUGUUAUGUUCUACCUCUAUGAGCCUAGUCCUCAUUUGUUUACUAAACGAGGCCUGCAGGUAUAUCC
This is a messenger RNA of Engraulis encrasicolus (European anchovy), 3261 nucleotides long. RefSeq names its product calpain-3-like. NCBI's taxonomy places the organism in Eukaryota, Metazoa, Chordata, Actinopteri, Clupeiformes, Engraulidae. Gene Ontology annotation, cellular component: cytoplasm. Gene Ontology annotation, biological process: negative regulation of apoptotic process; proteolysis. The coding region runs from base 239 to 2410 and encodes 723 amino acids. The transcript has 21 exons. Gene Ontology annotation, molecular function: calcium ion binding; calcium-dependent cysteine-type endopeptidase activity. The record is from RefSeq and is a predicted model, not a curated record.